This is a messenger RNA of Pistacia vera, 2112 nucleotides long. RefSeq names its product 3-hydroxyisobutyryl-CoA hydrolase 1-like. The record is from RefSeq and is a predicted model, not a curated record. The transcript is spliced from 14 exons. Gene Ontology annotation, molecular function: 3-hydroxyisobutyryl-CoA hydrolase activity. Gene Ontology annotation, biological process: L-valine catabolic process. Lineage: Eukaryota; Viridiplantae; Streptophyta; Magnoliopsida; Sapindales; Anacardiaceae. Bases 197 to 1327 code for a protein of 376 amino acids.
AUAUCCCAUACCCGAAGGCACUCGAAGUGACAAUUGCCUGAUUAGAAGUGAGACGUGUUAUCCAUUAGGCCACAGGUACCUUUUGUUUCAGUCGAUCGUAGAAGAAAAUACUCAUCAUCUUCAAAGCAAAAUAAGUCCUAAACAACUCAAUAAGUUGUGAGUAAUCAUUGCACUUGAGCAGCAACAAACAAUCAAAAUGGCACAGCAAGAGCAGGUUGUAGAAGAAAAGAGGUCAUUGGUUAGAAUAUUGACUCUGAACAGGCCUAGGCAAUUGAAUGCCCUUUCAUUCGAGAUGAUUUCUCGGCUAUUGGAACUUUUACUGCGUUAUGAGAAUGAUUCUAGUGUCAAGCUUAUCAUUGUCAAGGGAAAAGGUAGAGCAUUUUGUGCCGGUGGUGAUGUUGCCGCAGUCGUUCGUGACAUUAAUCAAAGUGGAUGGAGAUCAGGUGCAAAUUUCUUUUACAAGGAAUUCUUCUUAAAUUUCUUGAUGGCAACAUUCACUAAACCCCAGGUUUCAUUUCUAAACGGAAUUGUCAUGGGAGGUGGGGCUGGUGCUUCAAUACAUGGUAAAUUCCGUGUUGCAACUGAGAAUUCAGUCUUUGCAAUGCCAGAAACAGCUUUAGGACUCUUCCCAGAUGUUGGUGCCUCUUACUUCCUGUCAAGACUACCAGGUUUCUUUGGAGAAUAUGUCGGUCUUACUGGUGCAAGGUUGGAUGGUGCUGAAAUGCUUGCAUGUGGCCUUGCAACUCACUUUGUUCCCUCAUCAAGAUUAUCUUCUUUGGAAGAAGCAUUGUGCAAGAUAGAUUCAAGUGAUCCGACAGUCAUUUCAGAGAUUAUUGAUAAAUAUACUCAGCAACCGUAUUUGAAAGACCAUAGUGCUUAUCAUCGGAUGGAUGUUAUUGAUAAGUGCUUUUCUCGAAGAACAGUUGAGGAAAUUUUAUCUUCCCUGGAGAGGGUAGGCAUAGAUGAGGCAGACGCAUGGAUAUCCGACACGGUUCAGACGCUGAAGAAGGCUUCACCAACUAGUCUUAAAAUUUCUCUCAGAUCGAUUAGAGAAGGAAGGCUCCAAGGUGUUGGUCAAUGCCUUGUUCGUGAGUAUAGAAUGGUUUGUCAUGUCAUGAGGGGAGAAAUUAGCAAGGACUUUUUGGAGGGUUGCAGAGCUAUACUAUUAGACAAGGAUAAGAACCCGAAGUGGCAGCCAUCUAAGUUGGAGCUUGUCAGUGACAGUAUGGUUGACCAGUACUUCUCCCCAGUGAAUGAUGAAGAGUGGGAAGAUCUAAAGCUUCCUGCUAGGUUUAACUUGCCUGCUUCUGCCAUUGCAAAACUUUAAAAGCAUUCCUGAGAAAAUAGUGUUGCAGUUAUUUCAAUCAAACUUGUACCUUCAUCAGAAUUCUGCAGGGUAUUUAUGAACAGGCCAGAAAAAUAAGUUUGCUGAGUUCUAUAGCACUGAACAUAUAUGAAGUGAAGGGGAUAAAAUAUAGUGUAAAUUACAGUUAAAUAAAGAGAGAUGAUAAUUAGAUAUUAUCAUUGCUCGUGAUAUCUUUCCUUGAGAGAGAUGAGAUAAUCCUGCCGCUUCUUAAUUUGUUAGGUAGGAAAUUUUAAUGUUUAAAGAUUAAAGCUACUGGCUACUUUCUCGCCCAUUACGUUAAUUGUCAUAUGCUCCUAUGUGUUCACGGAUUGCUUCAUUUGGCAUUUGUUGAUGAUUUCAUUAGGUUGAUUUUGGGUGGGACUUAGUAUUCGUGCCGUCACAUGAUGGAAGUAUUGUCCAACAAUAACAUGGACUGAUUCUGCAUAUGUCAUCUGGCUAUGUUCCAGCCAUGGAUAUGAGUUUGAGAGAACUGAAGCAAAGGCUGAUUGCAGGACAUUGGGACGUUCCAACUCCCAUGCAAAAUAAUUUGAUUAUUCAUUUAUAAGAUGGUAAUUGAGUUUUAGCAUUAUAUGGUGUUUUGUAGUCAAUUUAUAAAUAAGCGAGGCAACCUACUCUAGACAUCAUUGUAUGGUCACAAAAGCAAUAACCUUUAGGAUUGUUGUUUUGGUGGUUCAACUAAGAUUCUGGUUGCCAUACUCAGCUCAUUUGUUUCUGAGCAUCUUAAUAUAGGCUGCCUUGCACACUGU